Messenger RNA from Coprinopsis cinerea okayama7#130, 753 nucleotides. RefSeq lists its product as hypothetical. Lineage: Eukaryota; Fungi; Basidiomycota; Agaricomycetes; Agaricales; Psathyrellaceae. The transcript has 4 exons. The record is from RefSeq and is a predicted model, not a curated record. The coding region runs from base 1 to 753 and encodes 250 amino acids.
AUGCCAACCAGCUCUUCCCCUCACUUCCUCAACAGCGGUCUCGACUUUACCCAACUAGAGGAAGCCUCGGAGUCGCUCUGCAUACAGACGCUUGAAGAUGAGAAGAGCGUGCAUCAAAUUCUAUCUCUCUCACGAGAGACUGUUAGCCACCUCAGGUUAAUGUAUGGAACUCUUAUGGGUAGCCUCUAUGUCCCAUCGCCCAUGUUCUACUUUCAUGAUCGAGCACGAGAGCUACGAUCACAUGACUACAUACACAUACGCGACUCGCGAGGUACUUGCAGUGCAGCUUUCACCUUUCUUCUGCACUCUGCCCGUGUCAGCUCAACAGGUUAUGAGCCCCGCCUAGGCUCCAUUUUUGAUCUUUGUGAAGAUUACGCCCGAGCGAACGUUGCAUACGCCCUUUUGGAGGAUCUCGCCUUUGUCGAAAUGGCGAAUUCUCGACCAGCCAAUCCUUUCCGUACUCCCGCACCCAUUUUCGACCCUUGGCAGAACCAAUGGGGAGACUCGCCUUUAACUCCUUUGCCCGAAGAAUACCAAACAUCCCCUCCCAGCCCCAUUCCCGAGACGGUGGACGAUGAUGAGCAACAACAACCACCGCCCCCAGUUCGUAACAUACUCAGGCCCGGCGGGCGGUACAUCAACCGCUUUCCCCAACCUCGCGGUCCGCAACCAGGUGUUGCCGGUUUCGGUAGAGCUAUUGGUGGUGGCGCACGUGCACCGCCCAACGCUGAAGCCUUCAUUUCGCCCAUUUGA